Molecule: messenger RNA, 3241 nt
Organism: Malania oleifera
Lineage: Eukaryota; Viridiplantae; Streptophyta; Magnoliopsida; Santalales; Ximeniaceae
Product: protein FRIGIDA-ESSENTIAL 1
Exons: 4
Coding region: 66-2825 (919 amino acids)
Molecular function (GO): metal ion binding
Source: RefSeq, a predicted model, not a curated record
GGCCAAUAGAGAGAAGCCACGGGGGCAGGUAUCGCGUCAAGUGGUCAAGCCUUGUUUCCAUAGGAAUGAAGGAUGUCACCCCACCAGGCUCUCCGGUUCUCGUUCCCUCGAAGCUCCUAAGCCGUAUAGGGAAAAGAAAGCGAGCACCACCAAUGCGUUCCUCCGCCGCCGCCUCCCUCCCCCAAGACGUCCACGGCAGCCCCCACGCCUCCUCCUCCGCGUCUGACCCCGAGGAAUAUGACUGCGAUUUCGAGCCUCACGAACACAUUCCUUACGACGCCAACGAAGAAGAAGAAGAAGAAGAAGAAGAAGAGGAAAAGGAAGAGGAAGAAGAGGAGGAAGACAUAGAAGUAGAAGUAGAAGAAGAAAUCGAGGUGGAGGAGGAAAUAGAGGUAGAAGAGGCAAUAGAAGUAGAAAAGGAAGAGGAAGAAGAUGCAGAUGAUGAAAACGAUGAGAAAGAAGAAGGGGUGGAGGAAAUGGACAAUCAUUCAUCAGAUCUAGCAACUACAGCCGAGGAUAAUCGGGGAGAUGCUAGCCAAGAUAAAGAGUCCGUGGGGCACAAAGAGCAGCUAAGUGCACAAGGGACAGAAUCAUGCAUGAAAAAUGAGGAUUCUAAGUAUCCAGAAUUAGGUAAACUUAUGGGCAGUACUGAGGCAAGUAGAUUUUGUGAAUCUACUGUUGAUGAGGAAGAUGCUGUGGCCCCUCCAGAGGAAAGAACUUCUAAAAGCCACGGGGAAGCACAUUGUCAUGCGAAUACUGAUAUUCCUAAAAGUGUGUUUAUGGAUGCUGAUACUGCCAAAUCCUCUAAUGCUACUGAGAGAGAGGUGGCUUCCUCGAUGCCGAUGAGGGAUGGGUUGGGUGAGGAGGCUAAUGGUGUUCUGCAUUAUGAGGAAGAAGUUAAGCAAAUGGAUGUGCAAUUUGGGGAAGACAUAAAGCGAAAAGCGUCAAGAUUAGCUGCUCCCCAGAUAAGGACUAGAAGUUUGUCCCCUGGUGCUGAGCUCAAGGAUGGAAACAAACGGCCCGCAGUUAUAUGUAAUUUUUUUGCUAAAGGUUGGUGCAUUAAAGGGAGCUCAUGUAGGUUCCUUCAUAAAAAUGAUAAUGUGGAUAAUGCUAGCGAGCAGCCUGAGGGCAUGGUAACUGCAACAAACCAGAAGAGAGAACUUGAGGUUGAUGAAGGUUCAAUGGACAUUGUUGAAAGAACAAGGUUGUCAGGGUCUCCUGAUCCACAGACUUCUUCCAUUGGAAAUAAUACUUCAUUUUCUUCUCAUUUCUCUUUAGAAACGAUCCCGCCUUUGGAGCAUGGAGAAAGACAAAAUUGGCAUCAGUACCAUGAACAUAAGAUCCCAUUGUGCCAAGGAGAGGAUUUAUCCUUUGGUGAGCAAGUGCCUUUACCGAAAGAUGAUCCUGGGUUCAUUUCCUCUUUUAAAGGUGUAGGAAAAGAGAGUCUGAGACAAAGUUGGUGCACAGAUGGUUGUGGUGACUAUCCUUCGCCAAUUGUUAAAGGCAGUUCUCCUAUAUUCAGAAAUAGCUUGUUUCUUGGGGGUGGAUCUUUUCCAAGUAGCUCAGUUGUAUCAUCGAGCUCUUACCAAAGCAGCGGGUUUCUCACCUCUUAUGCAGCAAGAUCAGAGGAAUUGGCUGGUAAUAAAAGGUCAUUUAUGAUCAAUGAUCAUACAUCACCCAUUUUAAACCGUUCUCUGAUUUCUAGCUCAAGCACUUUUCAUCCGACUACUAGCAUGCUUCCGUCCGGCCUUAUCUCAUCUAGGAUUGGAUCAUCAUUUUCUUUCAGUUCUUCUUUGAAUGCAGAUCCCCUUGAUGCCCAAAAGCUUUUAAAUAGUGAUGCAGAAUAUCGUGCUUCUAAAUCUGCUUCAUUGCCACGUAGCUGUUCACCGUUCUCUGGGUCUGAAUCAGAAAACCUACACUUAAGAAAUUAUUCUGGUGAUCCUCUACGCUCUGCUGGAUUUGGACCAAAACUUUCUUCAAAUGAUUGGGAGCCUUCUGUACCCUUUCGACCAUCAGUUUUCAUUGCUUCAUCCUGUAUAUCAUCACCAGGUAGCCAAUAUGACCCACUUCGCGAUAGCAUUGACCAAUGUGUGGUAGGAGAUAAGGUGUCCCCCAUUUUCUCUUACAGUCAUGGAACAUCAAUUCGAAGUAUGUCAUAUCAGCAUAUUAAUGGAGAAACUGUUUUGACUGGGAUCCCUGGUUCAGCAUUUAGUGCAAAUAAACAUUCAAUUUCUCUUGAUCAUGGAUUCCAUGACAAUGUGUUGGACAAGACUUCUGCUACUCAUGGAAAAGGAUUGUCUAUUACCAAAGCAGAAGCAGCAGGAACUUAUGCUGUUAACCUGGAAAAUAGAAAUGCUGUAGCCAAUGAAGAGAAGAUGUUGAGCCCAGUUCAUGUCAAAGACGUUAUUAAAGCAGAUAAAAUCCAUAUUGAUCGGGAUUCUAUGCGUAAUAUUGGCGGGGCAAGACAUAGAGAGUCCAGAGUAGAUAGAGAUAGGCAAAACGAUGAUGCAGAUGUUGAUCAAAAGAUGGAUGGGGAUGUGCACAAGGAGUCAAAAGCACUGAGACAUUUUCGAGCAGCUCUUGUCGAUUUUGUGAAAGAAUUGGUCAAACCCACUUGGCGUGGGGGUCAUCUAAGUAAGGACGCUCAUAAAAUGAUUGUUAAGAAAGCAGUUGACAAGGUCCUUAGUACAAUACAGCCACACCAAAUUCCCAUUACACCAGAUGCAAUUAAGCAGUAUCUUUCUUCAUCCCAGCCUAAAAUUUUAAAGCUUGUUGAGGUAAGUGUGUUGAUUUUAGAGAUGGAUGUGGGAAAUAUGCCUAUCUGAUUUCUCAGGUCAUCUGUUCUUCGCAUUUAACUUGUACAUCUUUCGUCUGCAGGGAUACGUUGAUAAGUAUGGCAAGUCUUGAGCUGCUGGGCUGUGCGGUUUUAUUUUGUAUAGUUUUCUGCACAUUCUACUAAUCGGAAGUCAUGAACAUUUGUUUGAGGCUGUCUGCAACAUAUCUAUUGAUAGCUCAAAAUGAGAUUCAUGUGGAAUGCUUCGAAUUUUCUUUGUUAUAUCUUGCUUCAUUGAUAAUUUGUCAUUCACUUGUUCAUCUCAUUCGAUAUGUUUGGAGUCAACUGCAGGAAUUGUGUCUGCUUUAAUCUAGUAUUAUAUUUUUGUGGUUCUUAAGAAUUCAUUAUAAUGUCUCAUCAGUUAGAGGAAAUUGCUAAAAGAUGAUGCCAGACUUGGUUGGUUUCUAA